Hydra vulgaris (swiftwater hydra) is the source of this 1940-nucleotide messenger RNA. RefSeq lists its product as uncharacterized. The record is from RefSeq and is a predicted model, not a curated record. NCBI's taxonomy places the organism in Eukaryota, Metazoa, Cnidaria, Hydrozoa, Anthoathecata, Hydridae.
UUCUUUUUUUUUUUAAGUGUUAUAGAUAAGAAAUACAAAAAUAUACAAUGACAUCAAGGUCUACAAUAUGGAGAAAGACUAACUCUUUGAUUGCCAGUAUAUUAGAAAAUAAUAACUAUCAAAGUUCAACUGUCUAUAAUGUCGUAUACAAGAGCUUGUUGGUUGGAAAAUAAAAAAGAUUUUGAGAGAGUAAUUCCUUCAAGUUGGGUGGAUACAACAAGAAAAGUUGUUUAUUGGCCAAAUGGUUUGCAUGUAAAACGUGCAUUUGAAAAAUUAGAAACGCCUAAAACUGGAUGGAAACAGUUCUCUCUAAUCAAAGUCAAAAUUAGCGGUACAAAAGAAGACUGUGAAGGCUGCACAGAUUACACGACCACUGAGGAAAUAACGGAACCUGUGGAAAUAAUUUCUUCUGAUAAAGGAAAAAUCAUUCCAAACAUACCUCCAACAUUCCCAACAUGUAAAGUCAUUGCAACUGCCCCACCACCCCAUUUACAAUCCAUCCCAGUUAGACCACCACCAUCAAGAUCAAAUCACUCACAACCUGGUUUACAUUCAAGAUCGCAUUCAGGGUUAAACUUGCAUUCACGAGCACAUUCACGGUCAAGGUCACGAUUACGGUCUAAGUCUUGUUCACGUUCAAGAUCACGUUAUCAGUCGAAGUCUCAUUCACGAUCGAGGUCAGGUUCACACUCGAAGUCAAAUUCACAUUCAAGGUCCCAUUUGCAGUCGAAGUCCCCAUUACGUUUGAAGUCUUGCUCACAGUCUAGGUCCCAAUCACGAUGUUCGCGAUCUCGAUCAAACUCAGACUCAAGAUCUUCUAAUUCAAAUUCAAAUGUCUCCAGACUUGGGUUAGUUGCAGUAUCACCAAUUGUCUGUAAGUCUAUCCCGAUAAAAAGAAAAGAUGCUGUGCAUUUUAGACGGAAAGAUUUUCCUAUGGACGUUGGAGACUUUCAAUACACUGUGAUAAAAUUGCUGACAAAGCAGUUAGAAAACCAAAAUACAAUACACCAACAGCGCGAAACAACAGUGGCUGGAAUGAAUUUAAGUAAUCUUCCUGCUAAAUUUCUCCAAGAAUGACUUCUAUUUAUGUCGUUUAUCUGACGUCGUUUCAAUGUUGGUAUGACAUCGCUCAACGUCGAAUGACAUCUAUUUACGUUGCUAUUAUGACGUUGUUCCGACGUUGGUUUAACAUCGCUUAACGUUGAAUUACAUCGGAAUGCUGACGUCGCCCGAUGUCUUUUUUUCCGACAUCGCCCAACAUUUCCAUUCCCAAUGUUAAUCCGACGUCGAUCCAACGUCGAGAUCCGACGUCGUUCGACGUUGUUCCGACGUCGAAAUGCCCACUGGGAUGCAUCAAUGCUGUUAAAUUGGUUUGUAUCUAAGUCUGUGGAUUAUUAUGGUCCAAAAUUUACUACAUAUAAUGUUCAUAACCUGAUUCAUUUGUCUGAAGAUGUUAUAAAAUUUCAAAUGACCCUACUUGAUAUGUCUGUCUUUUCGUUUGAAAAUUAUUUGCAGCGUCUGAAAAGAUUGGUUCGCGGUAAGAACAUGCCACUUGCUCAAAUUGUCAAGCGUUUAGGAGAAAUAGACUGUUUAGAUAAUAAAUUUUUGAGAAAAAAACACAAAUCAAAAGUAGUCCCUGGUGGUAAAGAUAGCUGGUUUUUUUUGAAAAGUGGUCAUUUGGCACAGGUUAUUGAAAUCAAUUUCAAUUCUUUACUUUGUGAAAUAAUUUCAUGUCGGCUUUUUAAUUACUUCUUUGUUGUACCAUGCAGUUCAAUAUAACAAAAUAUUAUCGUGCCAAAAAAUGCUUCUGCAAAAAGAAAAACUGUUCAAAAAACUGAACUCAAACGCAAAGUUAUUAGUUUUAAGGGUAGAAUAAAAAAUGUUGUUUUCCCAUUAUGUCAUGAUUGUGUGUUUUGAAUAAAUUUUGUUUGUUUUAUCUA